AUGGCGGCUGCAAGCGACGCUGAUCACAGCACACCGCCUCUCAAGCCUGUCUGGAGCUCCAAAGUUGGUGAGCAACAACUAGGAGCAUCCGGUACAGAAGAUGCUCAGGGAACCCCACAUUCUUCGGACAUUGGCAAAGCCAAGUUAGACUCUGCUGUCUUAGGGGGCAACACAUCACCCCCAACCAAAAUUGCUAGAUCUGACUUCAAAUUUAUGGCCCCGGCAGCCAUAUCACAAAGUUUAUUGAGCAAUAAUGAAAAAACUAGCCCCAAGUACAAUUGCCAGUAA
This is a messenger RNA of Plasmopara halstedii, 288 nucleotides long. RefSeq lists its product as uncharacterized. The coding region runs from base 1 to 288 and encodes 95 amino acids. The transcript has 2 exons. NCBI's taxonomy places the organism in Eukaryota, Oomycota, Peronosporomycetes, Peronosporales, Peronosporaceae. The record is from RefSeq and is a predicted model, not a curated record.